AACCUUUUUCUACGCCUUUCUUCACUUACAACUUGUUCGAUGUUUAACACUGGGAUACUAUAUAUAAACCCUUCCAACUCACAUUACCCCUCUCUCUCUCUCUCUAGUUUCAUAAUAUAGUUUGAAUGUCACUGGCAAUCAAUUGAAGUUUCUGAUUUCAGGAAGCACACAUACACGCUUGGAGGAACCUAUAUGUUUUGUCCUAUUUGAAAAUCAACAAUCUUACAAGUUUGGAAUCUACGAGUAAAUAUUUGGUCUGCAUGUUGUAAUUGGCAGCAUUUUUUCUGAAUUGCGACAAAGUGUAGUGAUAUUGAUUACAGGCUUACAGUCGACUUCAGUUACAUAUAUUCCAUAAUUGAGACCUGUAUUGACAGAAAGUAACCAGAAAAGGACAGUUGCAGUGUUCUGGGGAAGCAGACAACUUUCUAAUUGGAAAGAUUGCUCGGGAAGUAAAUAUGUCUGAGCCAGAUUCUGAUGUUGUUCGCUGGGGUCUUCAUUUUCUUGAUGUUGAUCAAAUAUUUAAUUCUAAUUAUGAUGGUGACAACAGUCAAGGUGAUGGGAGCAUCUGUCAUGACCAGUACACCAGAGAUAAUAAUUAUGAUACAGAGUGUAGCAAUGUUGAGAACGAUGAGAUUAUUGCACAUGCUCUUCAAGAAGAAUUAUCCCAACUAUCAAUAGAGGAGGCAUCUGAAUCUUCACAUGCAGGGGAGGAGCACUUGCAAGCAUCUACCAUUGCUCCCGAUUGGCUUAGUCCAUCGUCGAGGAACCAUUAUUCUGGCUAUGAGGGUGGCCAGGCAGAGGCAGAGGCAGAGGAUAUGGGACCCUCAAGUUCAUGUUCUAGCCCUGGAGGCAAAUCAUAUGAUGGGGAGGAGUAUUCCUAUAAUCUGGAGAUAGCAGAUGACUCUGCCCUGGAUGGAGAAGUAGGCAAGAGGUUGCACGAAAUUAUUCCUGUUCCUCACGUUCCUAGAAUUAAUGGUGAAAUACCUACAAUUGAUGAAGCAACUUCUGAUCAUCAAAGGCUGCUAGAUAGAUUGCAAUUGUAUGACUUGGUUGAGCAUAAGAUUAAAGGAGAUGGCAAUUGUCAGUUUCGUGCUUUAUCAGAUCAAUUCUAUCGCACCUCAAAGCUGCACAGAUAUGUGAGAAAACAAGUAGUUAAUCAGCUUAAGUCUCAUCGCGAGAUGUAUGAGGGAUAUGUUCCCAUGGAAUAUGGUGACUAUUUGAAGAAGAUGUCCAAGAGUGGUGAAUGGGGAGAUCACGUGACAUUGCAGGCAGCUGCGGAUUCGUAUGGUGUAAAAAUUUUUGUCGUCACUUCAUUUAAAGAUACCUGUUCCAUUGAGAUUCUUCCAAAGGUCCAAAAUUCCAACCGGGUCAUUUUCUUGAGCUUUUGGGCGGAGGUGCACUACAACUCUAUCUAUCCUCAAGGAGGAUUACUGCCAUCCGAUUCUAAGAGGAAGAAAAGGUGGUGGCGGCCUUUCGGACAUAGGCAUUAGAAGCUUUCUGGCUUGUGCUAACCAUGCAUACUACUGCACUCAUCCUUGGCUGGUCAGUCUCCUGGUGUUUUAUAUGUAUUUAUUUUAGUCCACAACUUACUAAUGUAAAUGAUCCACAAAUUAUACAUAUUCUUUUAUAUUUUUAUUUUUCAUUGUUUUGAAGGUAUAGUACCUGUUUAUGCAUGUAGUUAAAAAAAUUUCCCCCUUCAAUUUUUUUUUUUUUUUUGAAAAUUUGCCCUUUACUUCAUGCUUACGACAUUGUGAAACUUUUUAAUUUAGGAUUUGGAAAAGAAUUUUGAUAUACUUGAAAAUAAUGUAAUGUACUAGAAUAAAGAUCAAAAAAUUUCAUGGAA
This is a messenger RNA of Camellia sinensis, 1843 nucleotides long. Its product is annotated as OVARIAN TUMOR DOMAIN-containing deubiquitinating enzyme 12. Gene Ontology annotation, molecular function: cysteine-type deubiquitinase activity. Gene Ontology annotation, biological process: protein deubiquitination. The record is from RefSeq and is a predicted model, not a curated record. NCBI's taxonomy places the organism in Eukaryota, Viridiplantae, Streptophyta, Magnoliopsida, Ericales, Theaceae.